UCGUCCGCUGGUGACGUCACUCAACGUGUUUCGCUUGUUUUGAAACUUGGAAAGUUUGCAGCGCUUCUGUGCAGCCGAGCGUCCGCUAAAGACAAACAAACGGCCGCCUUACCUCCGCGCAUGAAGACACGGCGGGAAAGCGCCUUCUCCAGGACCUUCUUCCAGCUGGGUUUGACAGGUCUGCGCGUGGGAGGAAUAUGGAUGUUAUUCCCAUGUGUAGUAUUUUCCAGGAGCUGCAGAGUGUCCUUGACACGGGAUACCUUUCCGCAUUACCGUCUCUAGAGGAGUACUGGCAACAGACCUGUCUGGAGCUUGAACGCUAUCUGCAGAAUGAGCCCUACGUCUCCGCAGCUGAUCUGAGAUCAGUAUGCGAGUCUGACGAUCUCUGGAAUCAGUUUCUGCGCUGUUGUGGGACCGAACCGAACUCAUCCUCUCCGGGAGCUUCCGUCCCUAUACAGGACGGGACCGCUGUGGCUUCCGAUGCGUCAUUCGGCAGCUGCAAGAAGAUCAUGGAGUCUGCCGAUGUGCUCGCAGGCCCGCUGGAUCACAGCGUGUCUGAGCGGGAGCACUCACACACACCCCCGACGCCGCCCUCCUCGCCCUCACUCCCUCUGAUGGGGGUUAAAGAAGACGCAGAAGGGGCGAGAGGGGAUGAGGGGUCACCUGAAGGACGAAGGAGAGCUCAUCGGUGCUACUUCGACGGCUGCAGGAAGGUGUACACCAAGAGCUCUCAUCUGAAAGCACACCAGCGCACACACACCGGUGAGAAGCCGUACAGGUGUUCAUGGGAGGGCUGUGAGUGGCGCUUCGCUCGAAGUGAUGAACUGACGAGGCACUUCAGAAAACACACCGGAGCCAAACCAUUCAAAUGCAGCCACUGCGACAGGUGUUUCUCUCGUUCUGAUCAUCUGGCCUUGCACAUGAAGCGACACAUCUGAACGCAAACCCCCGAAGGCCUGCACAGAAUCCCAAAGACCUGCCACAGCUGGUUUUGUAUAUUCGCCGAAUGUCAGUGUUGCAGAUUUUGCACCUUCUUGCUAAAAAUAUGGUUUCACCACAUGUAAUAGCGUUUUUUUUUGCCAUGCUGGUGACAUUUGACUUGUUCGGUUCAAGUCUUCACAAAGUUACAAAGGCAAUGAAAAUGCAGAAACUCUGGUACUAAAUGUAAGUUCGCAUAUUUGCAGGCUUUAGAAAUUACAAUGAAUAUGUAUGUAAAAAUCAAAUCAAAUCAAAAAAAAAAUCUCUCGGCUUUAUUGCACAGCUAACAUGUUUAUAUACACGGAGCAGAUGUGUCCAUGUUUAUAAUGUAGCUUUAUAAAAACACACAAUAUAAGCUAAGCGUUUAUUGCUUUUUAUUACGCUCUCAAAUUAAAAAAAUAAUAACUUUUGUGAAUGUGCUAAUAUGUACCUAUAAUGUACUAAUAUGUUGCAUUUAGGAGUGAAUAAGGUAAUAAAUGACCUGCUUCAUUUAGCAUUUACAGGUACAUUAGUCAUACCGAUAUUACUUUUAACCAAUAAAUUUAGUGCCUUAAAAUGGUUCUCUAAGAGUCAAUUAUGAGCUAUUCAUCAAGAGAUCAAAUACUGUAUAUUUUGUGUCAGAAGGACUGGAAUGACUGAACUGUUAUUGAAUAAUUAUCAGGAGCUGGGUUUGCUACUGUGUAGUAUGCUAUAAUUUUGAAUUUGAAAAAUGCAUCAGGAUAUUUCACUGGUUUUCCGAGCGCAGACUGACAUCGUGUUGGCUCAGAUAAAGCGCUAGCAUUUGUUGUCCAGAUGUUUAAAGUCCUGAAGACGUUAGAGAGACGAGGAUGUUCACUCAGGGACUGAUCAUAUGAAAGCUUUUAAAGUGUAACUGGAAUUUGCAGUAUCUUUGGGGGAAUUUUAAAAUGCACUCCAAUAUUAUCACUUUAUGUGCAUGCAUAUAAAGAUUUUUUUCAAUGAGGUGAACUGUACAAUGUUACAUGAAUUUUUUCAAGAACCAAAAUCUAAAUAUUUCGUUUUACUUGUACGUCACAAUCAUUUGUAAGCUUUCAAAUCGUUUUGUCUAAAGAGACUAAUGCAAAUUUUUGUUGUACUUUUUUUUUUUUUAUUAAAAUUGGUACUUUUUGUUUGUGUUCUUUUAUUUUUGUAGAAAAGCUGAUCUUUAUGUAAAAGCAACGGUAUGUUGUAAAAAUGUAAUUAUCUUUGUGAAUGCAUUUUAUACCACAAAAAUAAAUGAU
Puntigrus tetrazona (Sumatra barb) is the source of this 2216-nucleotide messenger RNA. It is a transcript of the gene klf6b, whose product is annotated as Kruppel-like factor 6b. Lineage: Eukaryota; Metazoa; Chordata; Actinopteri; Cypriniformes; Cyprinidae. The record is from RefSeq and is a predicted model, not a curated record. Bases 198 to 938 code for a protein of 246 amino acids. Gene Ontology annotation, molecular function: RNA polymerase II cis-regulatory region sequence-specific DNA binding; DNA-binding transcription factor activity, RNA polymerase II-specific. The transcript is spliced from 4 exons. Gene Ontology annotation, biological process: regulation of transcription by RNA polymerase II.